GGAUAACUUAAUAAUAAUAUCAUUAUAGUUAAGUUAAUUUGUAAACUGGUAUGGACUGUUCAAAAUAAAGGUGAGAGGAUUGGCGUUUCCAGCUCCAACGGUUUUGCUUCAGACAAGAGAAAAAAAGGGCCUCAAGGAAGCCUCCAGGAUCCAGCAAUUUUUCUUCCAGUCUGCAGAAGUCCAGCCUUAAACCUCUAAUCCUCCACGCAGCGCACGCUCCAGGAAUCAAGCGGUUAUGUUGCUUUUGCACUUGUGAUAUUCAAAGUUUGCAUAGACGUGACCUAGGUACGUUGUUCAAUCUGUCCAGGGCAAAUGCAAAUACACUGUAUCACCUGCUGGCUGCUCCUAUACGCAAACCACUUAAAACACAAUUUUUUUUGCCAGUCUUUGACGCUUCAUGAAUCUUCAAAUCCAACACAUACUCUUCAGGAAUCACUUUGAAUUCUUAGGCUGAAGGUAACAUGGCAGGAGUCAUAACAAAUUUCUUUAUCGCAUCUUUGUUUAUGUGGGCAGUUCCUAUUGCAAUUCUUUAUGGUUUCAAUCAUAAUUUAUUCCCUGGUAUGACUGACUUCUCUCCGUACUCUGUAACACUGCUCAGUGGGUUUCUAGCUGUCAUUUCCGUCAACGUUGUUAUAGCAUUUUACAUUUACAUGGCAAUGAGAGAAAGCUCAGAGAAGCAUGAACCGGAUCCUAAAUUCCUUGCAGAUGCCAAGGCUAGUAGUGUCAGCCUCAGGCAGGAUGGUCAGGGUGAUACAAAUGAUUCAUCAGUAACACAUUCAAAAAAUGAAUAGGUUGACAUUAUGAACAAUGAAUAUCAAGGACAAAGGAAAAGGGGCGCUACUGCAGUGUUGGUUGAAUCUAUUGUACUGUGUGUUGAUUUCUGAGGGAUUCACAAAGCCGUGUAGGAAGAGCUUGGAGAGCUGUGUUUUUCAAAUUUCAACAUGACUGACGUCUGCAGCUUUAUUCCUCAUAUUGAUAUCGUGUAUGAAGAUUGUUGUAGAAAGAACCACUUUGUUUUUAACAUAAUAAAUUGUGCCCCCCCCCGCAAAGUUUUUGAACAAAGAAAGAUGAUUAAAAACCAGUGCUUGCCUUCCAAAAAAGAAAUCAUUAUUUGAGGUCCUGUGUAUGUCAUCUUUUAGGUUGUUGCUUAGGAAUGGUGAUGAACGUGUAGCUCUUCUUACAGUUUAUAUUAUUAAAUGAAAGAAAUUGUUAUUACUAUUCUUAUAA
Molecule: messenger RNA, 1227 nt
Organism: Cuscuta europaea
Lineage: Eukaryota; Viridiplantae; Streptophyta; Magnoliopsida; Solanales; Convolvulaceae
Source: the annotation of a GenBank genome assembly